This is a messenger RNA of Ilex paraguariensis (yerba mate), 1137 nucleotides long. Lineage: Eukaryota; Viridiplantae; Streptophyta; Magnoliopsida; Aquifoliales; Aquifoliaceae. The record is from the annotation of a GenBank genome assembly.
AUGGAGAGGAAAGAAGAAGCUCAAGAUGAAGUGCACACCCACCACCUCCCUCUUCUCACUCCAUACAAAAUGGGAAACUUCCAACUUUCCCACAGAAUUGUUUUGGCCCCACUCACAAGGCAGAGAUCUUACAACAAUGUUCCACAGCCACAUGCUAUCCUAUAUUACUCCCAGAGAACCACCAAAGGAGGGCUUCUCAUAGCGGAAGCCACUGGUGUUUCUGCCACAGCUCAAGGGUAUCCGCAAACACCCGGCAUAUGGACAAAAGAACAAGUUGAAGCUUGGAAACCCAUUGUAGAUGCUGUUCAUGCCAAAGGUGGAAUCUUCUUUUGUCAGAUUUGGCAUGUAGGGAGAGUUUCUAAUCAAGGUUUUCAGCCAAAUGGACAGCCUCCUAUCUCUUGCACAGACAAGCCACUAACUCCUCAAGUUCGAGCCAAUGGUGUUGAUGUUGCAGAAUUUUCACCUCCACAACGAUUAAGUACCCAUGAAAUUCCUGGAGUUGUCAAUGACUUUAGAAUUGCUGCGAGGAAUGCUAUGGAAGCUGGCUUUGAUGGGGUUGAAAUCCACGGGGCUCAUGGUUACCUAAUAGACCAGUUUAUGAAAGAUCAAGUCAAUGACAGAACUGACGAGUAUGGAGGGUCUCUGGAGAACCGUUGUCGGUUUGCUCUAGAAAUUGUUGAAGCUAUCAGUAAUGAGAUAGGAGCAGAUAAAGUUGGCAUUAGGCUCUCUCCUUUUGCAAAUUACAGUGAAUCAGGAGAUUCAAAUCCUAAAGCCCUGGGUCUUUAUAUGGCUGAAUCAUUGAAUAAAUAUGGUAUUCUCUACUGCCACAUGGUUGAGCCAAGGAUGGUAACUGUUGGAGAAAAAAGCGACAGCCCCCACAGUCUUCUGCCCAUGAGAAAGGCAUUUAAUGGCACUUUCCUUGUCGCAGGGGGCUAUAAUAGGGAAGAUGGUAUCAAAGCUGUGGCUGAAAACCGUGCCGAUCUUGUUGUUUAUGGUCGUUUGUUCUUGGCCAACCCAGAUUUGCCAAAGAGAUUCGAGCUAAAUGCUCCUCUGAACAAGUACGAUAGAGAGACAUUUUACAUACCUGAUCCUGUUAUUGGCUACACUGAUUAUCCAUUUCUUGGAAGCACCAAUUAG